Molecule: messenger RNA, 1408 nt
Organism: Setaria italica (foxtail millet)
Lineage: Eukaryota; Viridiplantae; Streptophyta; Magnoliopsida; Poales; Poaceae
Exons: 9
Coding region: 73-960 (295 amino acids)
Source: RefSeq, a predicted model, not a curated record
CUAUCUCUCUUCCAAGUGGGCCAGGGGACAAAGCGACGCAAAACCCUUCUCCGCGAGUCCGCAGGCGAAGCAAUGGAGAGCUCCGCAGCAACCCCAACCCGGCCGCCCCACCAGCCCGCCGCCUCCCCAUCGCCGUCGCCCUCGUCGCUGAGGCUGUGGAGGUCGGCGGCGCUUCGCAACGUGCGCAACCAAUGGUCGCAUCUGCACGCCGCCACGGAACAGUGGCUGGCCGCCGCCGCCGACGGCCGCUCCCACGCCUCCUUGCUCGUCAACGCCCACAUCUCCCACAGGGACAUGCCGGGGACGGAUUUGGGGGUGCUCAAGGACAUGCCGGGGAUCCGAGAUAAGGCGAGCUCCAAGUUGGCGCUUAGAGAGGAGCAAUACGGUGACAUGCUUCUGUCGUGCUACAAGAAUAUGGUCCGUGCUUUGUGCCGCUUGGUUAAAGCUUCCCGUUCCAUGCGCUGUUUUUCCAAAGUGUCCCCAAAUGGUUCUGUUGCACAAUUUUCUGAACGACAAGAUGAUUUAAAUGAUUUAGGGGAUGGUGGAGGCGCCCCAGUAUUCAAAUGGUUUUCAAUACUAGAGUUUGAGAGUCUUGCCCAGGAGCUUGUUGAGAUGUUUGUUUCAGACCUAAAGUUGAAGAGACUGCUUGUCUUGGAACUUCUCUCGAUUUCUUUCAAGGAAGGUGCAGAACAUCAGACAUCAUUAGAUUGGGGUGAUGAGCUAUAUGAUGGUGAAUCAGAUGAACUUCAGAGUAUUGGCCUUCAGUCAGGCGAGACCUGCCCACUGCCUGAAAAUUGGUGCGCCUAUAUUUCAGGGAGUCAGCGACCUGCCAGUCACCCUUCGCAUGAAGUUUUACAGGUUUAUUUAACUGCAUGGCUUGCGAAUGUGAAUAUCAAGAAGAGUAGAAUUGAUGCAAUAUUUGAGCUUGUUGAGGAGGAGAUGAAAAUCAAAUUGUCUUGAAGAUUUUGAUGCAUCUUGUUGGACCAUUCAAGUCGGAUGGAAAAGAGAAAACAGUUAGUACUGCUCUCAAAUGCUUAUGGCCAGCAAGAUUUAGUUGCUGAAAACUACAGAUCUAAGUCAGGACAAAACCAUGCUAGUUACCCAAUGAAGGGUCACCGCGGAAUCGCUUUGGGAGAAGAUCAUUGACCAUAAUCUGUUCUUUAAACUGCAUUAGAUAGCUCCUUUGCUUUUCAAAAAAAAAAUUAGAUAGCUCCUGAGUUUUUGAGGAUCAUUUGCCUAGCUUCAUGUUUGUUCUGGCUGUUGUAAGUGUGCAAUAUCGAUCUUCUUUUGCAUGCAUUACUGAUUUUGUUGGCAUGCUCCUGCAAAACAUGCCUUGCUUUUGUUGGUUUUCAGUAUAUUUGUAUAUUAGAUAUUUUCUGUUAAAUAUUUCCGAGUACUAUUGUAUGGA